AUGUAUCCUUACAACACCCACAGCAUCACCGAAUCAUCCAGCUCAAACGACGAUUCCCACCGCCACCUCAACGGCCGCCGCUUCCACGCCUCCGCCUCACCGGCGUACUACCUCCCCAACGACGACCUUGAAGCCGCCCGCCUCGACCUCCAGCACUACACCUGGAAACUCUCCUUGAACGGCCACCUCAGCAUCGCGCCCAUCGACCCCACCACCACGCAGCGCGUCCUCGACAUCGGCACCGGGACGGGCAUCUGGUGUAUCGAAGUCGCGAAAGCGCAUCCAGGUGUUGGAGUGAUUGGGACUGAUCUCUCGGUCAUCCAGCCCGAGACAAAACCGGGAAAUUGUAAGUUCUUGCAGGCGGAUGCGGAGGAGGAGUGGGUGUUCGAUGAGGGGAAGAAGUUUGAUUUCGUGCAUUCGAGGAUGUUGACGAUGGGGACGCACGAUUGGCGCAGGUACUUCGCGCAAUGCUGGGAGAAUCUCCAUCCAGGGGGCUGGAUCCAGACGGGCGAGACGCAGUUUCCUCAGAGGCGGGCUGAGGAGGAAGAGGACGAUCAGAGGCCUUCUGCUCUACUCCAAUGGGGCCAGCAUUGCUACGACGCCGCCGCCCAAGCCGGGAUCGACGCGCGGGCGUCGGAGGGUUUCGAGGAUUUGUUGAGGGCGCAGGGGUUUGUCAAUAUCAGCAAGUAUGAGCUGCAGUGGCCGAUUGGGACGUGGGCAGUGGGGAGGAAGGCGAAGGUGAUUGGGAGGUUGACGUUGGAGAAUAUGGGGAAGGCGGUGCCGGGGAUUGGGACGGGGUUGCUUGGUGGGAAGUUGGGGUGGAGGAGGGAGCAGGUGGAGGAGUUUUCAGAGAGGGUGAAGGUGGAUAUGGAGAGAGGGCGGAAUUUUGUUCCGAUGGUGAUUCAUGUGGCGCAGAAGCCGUUCGAGGCGUAG
This is a messenger RNA of Zasmidium cellare ATCC 36951, 933 nucleotides long. RefSeq lists its product as uncharacterized. Lineage: Eukaryota; Fungi; Ascomycota; Dothideomycetes; Mycosphaerellales; Mycosphaerellaceae. Gene Ontology annotation, molecular function: methyltransferase activity. The transcript has 2 exons. The coding region runs from base 1 to 933 and encodes 310 amino acids. The record is from RefSeq and is a predicted model, not a curated record.